Molecule: messenger RNA, 2610 nt
Organism: Mugil cephalus (flathead mullet)
Lineage: Eukaryota; Metazoa; Chordata; Actinopteri; Mugiliformes; Mugilidae
Gene: meak7
Product: MTOR associated protein, eak-7 homolog
Exons: 9
Coding region: 141-1502 (453 amino acids)
Biological process (GO): TOR signaling
Source: RefSeq, a predicted model, not a curated record
CCACUCGUAAGGAAGCAUGUGAAAAGUCGCUCUAGUUGAUUGGUUGGCUGUCCGCGUUCUUCCUACUGGCACCCGGAAGUGUUUUUGUCGCCACUAGAAGCAGAAUGGAAAGAUUAGCUGCUGUUCUUUAACAGAGCAUCAUGGGAAACACGGAGAGCGCCGCCGUCCAGAAGCGUCUGGUCCGGUUCCGGCCGGAGGAGCGUCCCGUGGUGGAGGGGGUCUACGACCGGCUCCUGGGUUCAGCCUCGGGACCCCCGGGACCCGGCGGGAGGACUCUGAGUCUGGAGACGCUGCAGUCCUCGCUGAGCAUCGUGGCGUCUGACUCGUUGGUGAGGAGGAUCUAUCGGAGCAUGUGCAGCAUCGACGCCGCCCCAGGAAGGACGGGUGGGGUGGGUCGAGAUCAGCUGAUCGUCUUCCUGGCCGACACCCUGCGAGGCACCGCGGAGGAACGAGCCCCCCUCGUUAUGGCCAUGUCCCAGCAUGCAUCAGGGCCAGCAGCAGCAGCUGUCACAUGUGAACAGGUGGUCGAGUUCCUGCAGGACUUGGUCUCGGCUGUAGUUCAGAUCCUGGUCCACAGGGGGCGCCUGCAGGGCUGGAAGCCGGAGAGAAUGGGUGACGUCUCGCUGGGGGUUAAACUCCUGGCAGAGCAGAUGAUUUCUGAGCUCAAACCUUCAGAUCAGGGCGGCUGUGACGUCCCGUCUCUGGAGGACUGGAUCUUCAGGGUCCCUCAGGUGUCUCUGUACCUGGAGAUGGUGGUGGCCGAGGGCCUGGGGGUGUCGCUGGGCGGCCGGCCGGCCCCGACGCUGCUGCCCCCCUGCAGGGAGACGCCCUGGAAGCAGCUGAGGUCUCUGCUGGAUCUGCCCACCCUCAUGUUCCUGGCUCCUCAGUUGCCAGACGGCUGCAGCGCCCCCUGGAGGCUGGUGUUUUCCACACAGCUGCACGGAGAGAGCUUCACCAGGAUGGUGACGGGCCUCCUGAAGCGAGGACCCACCCUGCUGCUCAUCAAAGACACCAGAGGACACGUCUUCGGGGGCUUCGCCUCCCACGGCUGGGAGGUCAAGCCUCAGUUCCAGGGUGACUCCAGAUGCUUCCUGUUCACUGUCUUCCCCACACUGAGGGUUUACACUGCGACAGGCUACAACCAACACUUCAUGUACCUCAACCAGAACCAGCAGACCAUGCCCAAUGGACUGGGUAUGGGCGGUCAGCACCAAUACUUCGGCCUGUGGCUGGACAGUGAUUUCGGCCACGGUCACAGCCGAGCUCGGCCCAAGUGCACCACCUACGGCAGCCCCCAACUCUCCGGAGACGAAGACUUCACCCUGGACUCGGUGGAAGUGUGGGCUGUGGGAAAACCCCCCGAACCAGAGGAGGGUGAGGAGGGGGGGGGCAAGAGGAGCGUCCUGGAUGCGGAUCCCGAGGUCCAGGCCAUGAUGGAGAUGACCGGGAAGACUCUGCACAGCCAGGGCCUCCGGGAGCCGGAGGAAGACCAGGACCAGUGAGACCAGACGAGUCCUGGUUCCGACACACGUGGACAAACACCAAACAGUUUAUACCCUUCAUCCGCCCGAGGAAAGAACACUGGCAGGUCCCGACCGCCCCUGAAGGCAACGUACGUGAGAAUCAUGUGUGAAUUGUGGGUGUGUUCACACUUGAGUUUGAUGGAAGAAAAACUUGUCAUCACUAAGUGUUAGACUGAAAAAAAACCAAGAGCACAAGUUCGUUAGGCUGUAAAGUCACAUAACUGAAGCGAGUUAGAGAUUAUUUUAGAGUAUUAGUGUGGAUUUAUGUGUGAAAGACAGAUGUUUUAAUCUGAAGAGUAUCAUGAUAACAGAGGAUUUCAUUCUAGUAAAUCUCUUGUGAUUUCUUUACGGGGCAGAGACUUUAACAGCAACACUCAGGACAAGAUGGCGACGCACAUUUCUGGGACGUGUUGUCUUCACUUACGUACAGUUAGAGGUCACAUCUGUCCACUUCUAACUAUCUAUCAUCACACCUGGUCUUUAACUAACUACAAUGAGUCUCCAGCCAGAACCGGAGACCUGGUCUCAGUCUGUGUGUAAAUCAGCUGCAGCGCCACCAUGUGGUCAGUAGAAUAUUGUAUCAGCUGCUGCCUCUGAUGGAAGGAAGGAAGGAAGGAAGGAAGGAAGGAGAGAUAGAAGGAAAGACGGAAGGAGAGACCACCUCCACAUCUGGACUGAGACCAGAUCCGUGUUCACACCUGGACUCCAGAGACCAGAUGAGUGAGGACGAGUCUUUACAGGAAACAAGGAAUUAAAAGCAGCUGAGGCUCCUCCCCCUCCAACCAGGUGGAUCCAGGUGUCUGAUCUCCACAUGUUCACAUAUUACUUUUACCAACAAAGGCAGCCCUGUGUCCUCCUCCCCCCUCCUCCCCCGUCCUCCCUCCCCCUCCAUGUAAAUCAGCCCGUCAGGUUAUUCAUGCAAAUGUUUCUCCUGCUGUGUGUUUCUGGCGGCUCCGUCUCCAUAAAGAAUGUUUGUGCUCGUUGUUUUGUUUGUGCAUGGAAAUCAUUUGACGAGCUGGUUGACGCCUGGUCGACUUUAGAGUUCAUUAAACUGAAAUUUAAGAAAUAAAAACACGUCAUGCUUUAA